This is a messenger RNA of Peniophora sp. CBMAI 1063, 3090 nucleotides long. The record is from the annotation of a GenBank genome assembly. Lineage: Eukaryota; Fungi; Basidiomycota; Agaricomycetes; Russulales; Peniophoraceae.
AUGGCCGCAGCGGUCCAGCAGCCCCCAGCUCCUGACAACCUCUUCGGCAGGAUAGACGCCAACCUCGACCUGUCCUUGACUUCCUUCGAAGCGCCCAACGGCCUGCCAUCGCCUGUCUCAACGCCGCGGCACUCACGGCCCGUGGAGAACAUGGCAGAGUACCCACUCGACGGCCCGCCCACGCCGGACCGUAGUCCGCGCCCACAGCAGCAACACUCGCCGCAGAUCCCUCCCGCGGUGGACGAGGAGGUCCCGAUGACGGCAAGUCCCGACGACUACGCCCCUCCGCAACAGCAACAAUAUCACUCUCAAAUGCCCACCACUGCCGCGCAGGAGGAGGAUAUGGCGCCGCGCCGGUCCGAGGACUGGCGGGCGGGCCAACAAGCGUGGUUCGCCGAGCCUUCGACAUCGCCUUCUGGCGCCCGGCCUUCCCAGUCUAUUACGGCCGAGACGCAGUUACGGCCAUCGCCACCGCCCGAAUGGGCCGCGGCAGAGCAGUGGGGACUCGGGCGGAGACCGAGCCAGCAGCAGGAGGUCUGGGGCGCCGUACCCGCGCAGGAACAGGCCAGGAGGGAGCCCAGUCGCACGCGUGAGCGGGAGAGGGAGAGGACACGCGAGCGGAACGAGGUCCGCGUCAGCGGGAGUGCACGGGCGCAGGCUCAGGUCCCGACUCUGACCAUGGCCGCCGCGCCUGCACCCGCUCAAGUCGCACAACCCCAGGUGGAGGAGGUUUGUGUCGAGUGUGCGAUGCGCGACCAGGAUAUGGCCGACGUCGACGUCACGAGCCCCGGGAUCUGGGCGCGCGAGUCGGACGCCGCGUACGAGGAUCUGCUUGCUCGCGAACUCGCGGAAGAGGACGCUGGCCUGUCGCCACCGGCCACAGAUGAUCCGCGCCCGCGUGCGCGCGGUGGGCGCUUAACAGAGGCGAAUCUCAAGCUUUGGUUGACGUUGAAUCCCAAGGAGAGCAAUGCGAAGCGCAUGAACUUGGAUGCCUAUGUCCGUUCUCAGCUCGCCCUUCUAGAGGCCGAGGCACUUGCCCGCGCCCGCGCCCAGCAAGAUGCGCGUCGCGCGGCCGAUCGCGCGCGAGAUACCUUCGCGGCUGCUCAACGACGCUCCACCGCCGAUCUCGCCCAAUCUUACCUGAACGGGCAUCACAAAGACCACCAUAAGGGUCAUGUUACACCGGAACAGGACGGUGUCAAGCUCGGCGACGGCGCAACUCUUCUCGAGAACGGGCUCAUUGUCGAGCAUGUGGACGUGCGGCGCGAGGCUCGUGAAAAGCGCAAGGCCGAGAAGAGGGGCAGGAGCAGGAAGAGUAGUCGUGGGAGCGUCGCGGAUGUCGCGAGUGUCUACUCGCUGGGCAAUCCUCUUGCGGGAUACCCGUACGACCCGUCCCAGCAGCAGCAUGCGCUCUCCAGCCGCCCAAUGUCGGUUCUUACUGCCCCUGCUCUUGGUGGCGAGAACGGCAGCAUGAUGAGUGUGGGCAGUAUUGGUGUACCGGGUAGCGAGAGCCCGAGGAGGAGGUUCUUCGGAGGGAUGAGGAAUCUCAGUCAAGGCUUCAGGAGCAACGACAGCUUGGCCCAAAGCGGAAGCAUGGUCGACAUGCACGUUGCGCUCCAGCGUGAGAACAACCGUCUCACACACAACGGACUUGUACCUGAGCGCCCAUCUUCGCUCUGGCACGAGUACGCCUACGAGCCACAACCGUCACAGCCAAUAUCCGCCCUUCCCGCACCCGCACCUCCCAGUCCGCCCGGGGAUGAGAAGAAGAAAAAGAAAAAGGGCCUUGCGAAACUCUGGGGUCGUUUCACUGGCCAUUCAUCCUCCGCCAAGUCGCCGCCGCGGAAUUCGGACGUUGGCUCUCAGCAACAGUCGAGGGGUAUUCGGUCAGAGGAUGAGCCUUUGGAACCUCCACCGCCACUCAGCUAUCUCGUCGGUCAGCGUCGUUCCGGACAUUCGAGCACGCCCAGUCUCCCGACCGCAGGUUACGGGCCGUCGGGUGCCAUGAGCGUCUCUGGGUCUACCGGUCCUAUGAGCAUCUCCCAAUCCGGCAUGAGCAUAUCGCCAUCCGCAGGUCCCGGUAUGAGCGUUUCCCCGCCCAGCGCACCCAGCAGCGCUUUGCCAAGUCCGACCAGCGCCCGCAUCGAGCCGAUGUAUGUUACGCACAUUCGCAAGGCGUCCGGACCGGGGAUGGAGGGCGAGCACAGCUACAACGGCUACGCACCCGCUCAGCCGCUCAUCGCUGAGGAGGGUGUUUCGCCGCCACCAUUGCGAGUUAUGGCACCUCCACUUACGCACAUGACGUCUGAGCCGGAUAUGCGCCAGCGUAUGUCGCAAAACAUGGAGAACGCGCCGCCCGUCCCACGUAUACCUGCCACGCUGAGCCAAAUCGGUCGUAACGGUAGCGCAGGCAGCUGGCGCGACAAGAGCUUGCCUCCGCUGCCGGGCGAGAUGGGGGUACGUGGUGUUGGUGAACAGCGGCCGAGAACGUUGUUCGGUAUGCACGGUAUGCCCACGGACGAGGAAAUCGGUCUUCAACCACCGGAGCCAGGCUUCCGUGCCCAAGCAGGAAGGCGGCAGAGCUUCUCUGGCAUCGGCGCUGGCGAUGCUUUGCAUCCGAAUAUGCGUGCCUCGACACUGCUUACACCUGCUCAAGCACCGGCGACGCAGGGCAAGCGGAAGAGCAAGUUCCUCGGCGCGUUGCUCGGCCGUGGCAGGAGGGAUAGUUCAGCCGCUGUGCAGGAGCCGCGAACCUCAGGGAGCGAUAGCAGCGUACGGGCCAGUGGUGCAUACGGCUCUGGUCCGAUGAGCCCCGUUACGCCCCAUGGCCAAUACGCUACGCAUGGCUAUGCUCCCAGUCAAGGUUACGCGCCAAGUCAGGCCGGAUAUGCUACCAGCCAGGCUGGCUACGCGCCUAGCGUGAGCGGUUACGCGCCCAGCCAGAGCGGGUAUGGCAGUGUGAGCGGGUACGGUGGUAGCCAGGCCCACACCCAUGCGAACCCGCGGCGGAGCAAUAUUGAUGCACUCGUUGAGCAGGCACCUGACUUUGUCGCAUAUCGCUAUCCUAGCGCUGCUGAGCCCAUGCGCUAG